This is a messenger RNA of Triticum turgidum subsp. durum (durum wheat), 663 nucleotides long. NCBI's taxonomy places the organism in Eukaryota, Viridiplantae, Streptophyta, Magnoliopsida, Poales, Poaceae. The record is from the annotation of a GenBank genome assembly.
AUGGUGCGGGGGAAGACGCAGAUGAAGCGGAUAGAGAACCCGACGAGCCGGCAGGUGACCUUCUCCAAGCGCCGCGGCGGCCUGCUGAAGAAGGCCUUCGAGCUCUCCGUCCUCUGCGACGCCGAGGUCGCCCUCGUCGUCUUCUCCCCCCGCGGCAGGCUCUACGAAUUCGCCAGCUCCAGCAUGAAGAACACAAUUGAACGUUAUAAGACAGUCACAAAGGAUAAUAUCAGCAGACAGACGGUACAGCAAGAUAUAGAGAAAAUAAAAGCUGAUGCUGAGGGCUUGUCAAAGAAGCUUGAUGCUCUUGAAGCCUGCAAAAGCAAACUUUUGGGUCAAAAUUUGGAAGAAUGCUCUAUUGAAGAACUGCAAAGCUUGGAGCUCAAAAUUGAAAAAAGCCUUCUAGGCAUCAGGGCAGUGAAGACUCGGCGGUUUGAAGAGCAGCUCUCUACGUUGAGGCAGAAGGAGACAAAGUUGCGGCAGGACAAUGAAGAACUAUAUAGCCAGUGCCAGAAGGAACAGCACCUUGCGUUGGCGGCGCCCCCUGCUCCGGCGACCUUGGCGGCGCCCCCUGCUCCGGCGACCUUGGCGGAGCAGAGCCAGGACGUGGUGGAUGUGGAGACGGAUCUAUUUCUUGGAUUGCCCGGCACCGGCCGCUCCUGA